Molecule: messenger RNA, 3150 nt
Organism: Oxyura jamaicensis (ruddy duck)
Lineage: Eukaryota; Metazoa; Chordata; Aves; Anseriformes; Anatidae
Gene: SYNDIG1
Product: synapse differentiation inducing 1
Exons: 5
Coding region: 722-1369 (215 amino acids)
Biological process (GO): positive regulation of synapse assembly; synaptic vesicle clustering
Cellular component (GO): intracellular membrane-bounded organelle; postsynaptic density membrane; synaptic vesicle membrane
Source: RefSeq, a predicted model, not a curated record
UGUGUGUCCAUCUCGGGGCCCGCAGGUGCCCGUGCCCCUGGGGGAGCCGUGCUGGGGUGCCUCUGCGGCAGGGCAAGGAGGGUGCAGGGGGGUCGCCUGGUGGUGGAAAGAGGGGCGCUGGGUGAGGAGCAGCAGAGCCCCCUUGCCUGGGAGGAAGGCCCCGGGUGGAGGAGGAGGAGAUAGGGGACAGACAGCGAACCGUUUUGCCUUUCCCCCCGGAGGGACACCCGGGGAGGGGGCUGCGAUACUGCUCCUGCUGCAGGAGCAAAGUUGGCCGCGCUGCCACGCAGGGCUGGUUCUCCUGCCUCCCUCCGCCUCCCUCCCUCCUCCUCCUCCUCCUCCUUCUCCUCCACCUCCUCCUCCUCCUCCCCGCGAGUUGAGCGCACAGUGCAGCCCGGCGGUGCAGGCGGCGCAGCGCCGCCGGCCGCUCGCCCUGCCCGGUCCCCGGCUCCCCCCUCCCCGGGCCCCCCCCCCCCCCCCCCCCCCGGGGCCCCCCCCCGUUACCCCCCAGCCACAGGGAUGCUGCCUGGCUCCUCUCCCGGCCGCUGAGCCUCCGGCGGCCCGGGGAAGCCCGGAGCCCCUCCUGCAGCCCCCGGCGGGCGGAUCGCGCUGCGGGUCACCUUGCAGGGAGGAAAAUGGGGGCCACUGCCCCAGUGUGACCCAUCUCUAAGGUACAACAAAACACAGACCGCCCACCCCGCUCCCUCAGACACCUCCCAGUAUGGAUGGCUUGAUUGAGCAAAACAACGUGCUGAUGCACAAUAAGAUCGCCGAAGCCGGGAAAAGGAAUGGUUUAAUUAACACAAGGAACUUGGUAGCAGAGAGCCGAGAUGGUCUGGUCUCCGUGUACCCAACCCCACAGUACCAGGGCCACCGAGCAGGGAGCCUUUCCUCUCCAAGCUGCCUGGAGAACGGCAGGAGCGACCCCGUGCAGCAGCUCCUGGAUCCCAACAUGCUGCAGCAGACAGUGGAGUCCCACUACCGGCCCAACAUCAUCCUCUACUCGGAGAACGUGCUGCGCUCAUGGGGUGAGAGCAUCGGCUCGGAGUGCUGUGAAACCACCUUCAUCGAGGACCGCUCCCCCACCAAGGACAGCCUGGAGUACCCGGACAGCAAGUUCAUCGACCUCUCGGGAGAUGACAUCAAGAUUCACACCCUCUCCUACGAUGUGGAGGAGGAGGAGGAUUUCCAGGAGCUAGAGAGUGAUUACUCAAGUGACACCGAAAGCGAAGACAAUUUCCUGAUGAUGCCGCCAAGAGACCAUCUCGGCCUCACUGUGUUCUCCAUGCUCUGCUGUUUCUGGCCACUGGGAAUUGCUGCCUUUUACCUGUCUCAUGAGACAAUUAAAGCUGAAGCCAAAGUUAUCUGAACUUACCCCAGGCUCUCCCAGCUUGGCAGAGUGGCCUGGCAAGGCAGGGUCCCCCCCAGGGACAUGCUGACCUCUCUGAUGAGCUGUCUGUCACAGGGAUCUCCAUCAGAGCUCGCUGCCUGUGAGCCCCUGUGAGGAAGGAUCAUUAACACGCAGCCUGCCCGCCUGUGGAAAAGGGUAUCUGUCUACCUAGCAGUGAAGGAUAGCCAAAUCAACACCCAGUCAGACUCCAUUAGCAUGGCCCUCAGGAGGCAAAUGCCUCUUAACAUGAAAUUACGUGCCACUGAUCAUUUCACCAGCAAGGGCUCCCGGUUGUUUUACAAGCCAGUUUUCCUCUAGUGAAGCUUCUUCAAACGGCAUCUUUCACAGCAAGUGAACCUGCCUCCUCAGAGGCGAGUGUGAAGCAAAAAGCUGCCUGUGGGCAGAUUCCCUGCAGGUUCUGCAAGAGGCACAAGCAUCUUCAGUACCAGAAAUGGGCUGAAAGCCAAUUUAGGGCCCCCCAAAACUCUAGACUGGGUUACCAUAACCUUCCAGUCAAGGUUAACAAUUGUCUUGACCCUCCCUGUAUUUGUCUUCUAGAAUUUUUUAAGUGUCCUUAUGUUGGGAAGGUCUGUGCCCAGAGAUUCUCUGGGCCCUUCCUCCAGCUGAGCCCCAUUCUCAGAAAGCCCCUUUCACUCUAUCCCUCUCAAAUCCCCUCAGCUGCAAGGAAAUUUCCAAGCAGUAACAAAAUAAAUGAAUAGACUUUAUAUGAACAUUUGAGGUUCUUGCUCUCCAGGGCUUAGCUCAGCCUCCAGCUCCCAGGUACCUCCAGCAGGAUACAACAGAGCAGCUUCGGGUGGUAACUUAGCAGAACAUUGAUUACACAGCCUCCGGGGAUCAGCUUCCAUGCCAGCACCUCUCCAACAAAAGGAGCUGCUGGCCCCUUAGCCAGCAGUGGCUCUCUAGGCUGGCUGAGCUGGGGGGUGCAACCCAAGCAAGGAAAAAAUGCUUUCUGUUAUCUCAGCCAGCAAAGACAUGCCUGUGAAGGCAAUAAUGAGCCCCCGUUGGCUUUGACAGUGCUGAUGAUGCCGAUGUUGGAUCACCAUGAGGGAACAUUACAUGCCUUUAUAUUUGUGAUUUACAUAGAUUGCAUUGUAGAGGUUUACAGUCUAAUAUAUGCAUUUGGUACUCUGUUGGGAGCAGUAAAGAAGAAAAUCACGUAAUAAAGAGCCUUCUGGUCCUGACAUAAAGUUCAGUAUAAUACGUAUUAUUAUCUCUGCCUGUGCCAGCCCUCCCUUCUUGCUAUUGCCUACAUUUUCAGUGUGUGGCAGUGUUACCAGCUCCUGAAUGCCAGCUAAGAAUGCUUGCUGCUGUAGAACAGAGCAGAGAAAAAGUCUGGAGAGGAGGUCUCCAGGGAAAAAUGAAGGAGUGGUCUCCAAGUAUGUGGAAGGCUGAUGCAGACUAAGAGGGAGUAAACUCUUCUCCAUGUCCACUCCAGGAGAGUUAAAAAAACUCAGCCCUAGAUUGCAGUGAGGUGAGUCUGGAUUAGACUUUAGGAAAAUCUUUCUAGCAGUAAAAAUAGGGAAAAGCUAUAUUAUAUUACCUUACCUUGGUAGGGGAUGGAGAACAGGUGAGAUGAACCCUCAGGAAUAGUUUUGUAAUAUUUAUAGGCAGAGCUCAAGGUUUCAAAAAGAUCAUCAUUGGUUUUGCUAAACCCCCCUCUUGAUGCCAGUUUGAUAUACACUGGAACUGAUCUACUGCCAUGCCUCUGCCCUGUGCUCUGUAAUUUCAACAUAGUUCAG